AUGACAGAGGGGACAUUAAAAAAUAUAGAUGACCUCGAAAAGCAUCUUACAAAAGCCAAAGCGAAUAACAACCGAACAGAGGAAGAACAUACUUACAACAGCCUCGGCAACGCUUAUUUCUCCCUCAGCAACUUCCACAGAGCAAUAUAUUACCACAACCAACACCUGAGCAUUGCCCAGGAAGUCGGCGACAGGGCCGGAGAAGGACGUGCCUAUGCCAAUCUCGGCUAUGCUUAUCACUCCCUCGGCAAGUUCCAAGAAGCAAUAAAUUAUCACAACCAACACCUGAGCAUUGCCCAGGAAGUCGGCGACAUGGCCGGAGAAGGACGUGCCUAUUGCAAUCUCGGCAAUGCUUAUGGCUCCCUCGGCAAAUUCCAAGAAGCAAUAAAUUACCACAACCAAGACCUGAACAUUGCCCAGGAAGUCGGCGGCAGGGCCGGAGAAGGACGAGCCUAUUGCAAUCUCGGGAAUGCUUAUCACUCCCUCGGCAAAUUCCAAGAAGCGAUAAAUUACCACAACCAGCACCUGAGCAUUGCCCAGGAAGUCGGCGACAGGGCAAGAGAAGGACGUGCCUAUUGCAAUCUCGGCAUUGCUUAUCACUCCCUCGGCGAAUACCAAGAAGCGAUAAAUUACCACAACCAACACCUGAGCAUUGCCCAGGAAGUCGGCGACAGGGCCGGAGAAGGACGCGCCUAUGCCAAUCUCGGCAAUGCUUCUCACUCCCUCGGCAAAUUUCAAGAAGCGAUAAAUUACCACAACCAACACCUGAGCAUUGCCCAGGAAGUCGGCGACAGGGCCGGAGAAGGACGUGCCUAUUGCAAUCUCGGCAUUGCUUAUCGCUCCCUCGGCAAAUUUCAAGAAGCGAUAAAUUACCACAACCAACACCUGAGCAUUGCCCAGGAAGUCGGCGACAGGGCCGGAGAAGGACGUGCCUAUUGCAAUCUCGGCAAUGCUUAUCGCUCCCUCGGCAAAUACCAAGAAGCGAUAAAUUGCCACAACCAAGACCUGAGCAUUGCCCAGGAAGUCGGCGACAGGGCCGGAGAAGGACGUGCCUAUGGCAAUCUCGGCAAUGCUUAUCACUCCCUCGGCAAAUUCCAACAAGCAAUAAAUUACCACAACCAGCACCUGAGCAUUGCCCAGGAAGUCGGCGACAGGGCCUGUGAAGGACGUGCCUAUCGCAAUCUCGGCAAUGCUUAUCACUCCCUCGGCAAAUACCAAGAAGCGAUAAAUUGCCACAACCAAGACCUGAGCAUUGCCCAGGAAGUCGGCGACAGGGCCGGAGAAGGACGUGCCUAUGGCAAUCUCGGCAAUGCUUAUCACUCCCUCGGCAAAUUCCAACAAGCAAUAAAUUACCACAACCAGCACCUGGGCAUUGCCCAGGAAGUCGGCGACAGGGCCUGUGAAGGACGUGCCUAUCGCAAUCUCGGCAAUGCCUAUCACUUCCUCGGCAAAUUCCAAGAAGCGAUAAAUUGCCACAACCAAGACCUGAGCAUUGCCCAGGAAGUCGGCGACAGGGCCGGAGAAGGACGUGCCUAUGGCAAUCUCGGCAAUGCUUAUCACUCCCUCGGCAAAUUCCAACAAGCAAUAAAUUACCACAACCAGCACCUGAGCAUUGCCCAGGAAGUCGGCGACAGGGCCUGUGAAGGACGUGCCUAUCGCAAUCUCGGCAAUGCUUAUGACUCCCUCGGCAAAUUCCAAGAAGCAAUAAAUUACCACAACCAAGACCUGAGCAUUGCCCAGGAAGUCGGCGACAGGGCCGGAGAAGGAUGUGCCUAUGGCAAUCUCGGCAAUGUUUAUGACUCCCUCGGCAAAUUCCAAGAAGCAAUAAAUUACCACAACAAACACCUGAGCAUUGCCCAGGAAGUCGGCGGCAGGGCCUGUGAAGGACGUGCCUAUGGCAAUCUCGGCAAUGCUUAUCACUCCCUCGGCAAAUACCAAGAAGCGAUAAAUUACCACAACCAAGACCUGAGCAUUGCCCAGGAAGUCGGCGACAGGGCCUGUGAAGGACGUGCCUAUGGCAAUCUCGGCAAUGCUUAUCACUCCCUCGGCAAAUACCAAGAAGCGAUAAAUUACCACAACCAAGACCUGAGCAUUGCCCAGGAAGUCGGCGACAGGGCCGGAGAAGGAUGUGCCUAUGGCAAUCUCGGCAAUGCUUAUGACUCCCUCGGCAAAUUCCAAGAAGCAAAAAAUUACUUCAACAAACGCCUGAGUAUUGCCCAGGAAGUCGGCGACAGGGCCUGUGAAGGACGUGCCUAUGGCAGUCUUGGCAAUUUUCACUACUCCCUCGAAGACUUUCAACAAGCAAUAAAGAAUCACAAGAAAUGCUUGAGCAUUGCCAAGGAAGUCCGCGACAGAAAGGGAGAAGGAAUUGCCUAUUGCAAUCUCGCCGAAGCUUAUUUGUCCCUCGACGAGUUUCAACAAGCAAUAGAGUACUUCUCAAAGCAUCUGUGCAUUGCCGAGGAAGUCGGUGACAAGUCUUCUGAAGGACAAGCAUAUUACGCACUGGGUAUUUCUCUUUCAAGGUUAGGUCGUUGGAAUGAGGCUUUAUUUCAUUUUAUCACCAGCGUAGAAAUCCUUGAUGCUAUCAGGGCCAGUUGCAUUUCGGAAGAUGCACUGAAAAUAAGUUUUCGUAAUCUUUGUAAAGGUGCCUACACUAGUUUAUGGCAAGUUCUAAUAGAGCUUCAAUUGACGGAUGAGGCUUUAUACGCUGCCGAGAAGGGACGAGCACAGGCCUUAGUAGAUGCGUUGAAAAUAAAUUAUGGCUUAACAUCACUUUCGCUCAAGUCAAAUGAAUCUGAAGAAGAACUCACAAUCAUUUUAAAGAAGAUAUCUGUUUCGACAGUUUUUCUGGCAGUUCAAAAAGAAACAAUCAAUAUGUGGGUCAUGAGGAAGGAAAGGAAAGCAAUUUUUAGGCAAGCGGAGCUUAAAGUUGAAAGAGCGCACGAAGAUUAUUUUGCUGUACUUUUAGAAACUACCUUGAAAAACAUUAGGGCUGGCGUCGAUGUUCGGUGCGAGAAUCGGUCAUUAGAUGAGCGAAAGGAUAACCAAACUUCCAGCACUGAAAAGGAUGAUCAAACAUCGGAGCUGUCGCACGAUACUAUCGACUGUUUUAAGCCACUGUAUAAUGCAGUCAUUGGUCCCAUUGAAGACUUGCUUCCUGAUGAUGAACUCAUUGUAGUCCCUGAUGGCGCUUUGUCCUUAGCUCCAUGGACCGCGCUAAGUGAAUCUUUAAGGAUCCGCACAGUUCCCUCACUGACAAGUCUGAAAUUCAUCAUAGAUUCUCCAGAUGAAUACCACUGUAAAAGUGGCGCCCUGCUUGUUGGAGAUCCAUGUCUGAAGAAAGUUACAAAUAAAGGGGGUUAUCCUAUUUAUGAUCAACUGAAAUACGCAAAACAGGAAGUGGAGAUGAUUGGAGAAAUUCUUAAGUGCCAGCCACUGACGGGAGAAGGAGCGACCAAAAAAGAAUUUCUUCGCAGAAUAAAUUCAGUUGCUUUGGUUCACAUUGCAGCACACGGAAGUAAAGAAACUGGUGAAAUUGCUUUGGCUCCAGACCCUUGCUGGGAAUCCAAGAUUCCUGAGGAGGAGUAUUUUUUGAGAAUGUCUGAUAUACAAGCUAUUAAACUGAGAGCCAGGCUGGUUGUCCUUAGUUGCUGUCAUAGUGGUCAAGGAGAGGUCUCGUCUGAGGGUGUGGUCGGUAUUGCUCGGGCUUUCUUGUUUGCUGGUGCUCGUUCCGUGGUGGCGACACUCUGGGCAAUUGAUGACGAAGCAACCCUGGAGUUUAUGAAAAGUUUUUACCAACACCUGAGGGGUGGAGAAAGUGCUAGUUCUGCUCUUCAGAGGGCCAUGAAAUGUCUCCGGGACUCGGACAAGUUUUCUGCGCCAAAGUACUGGGCUCCAUUUGUACUGAUUGGCGAUGACGUUACGAUUGAAUUUGAUGAAAGUAACCGCGAAAGUGGUAAGUAG
Molecule: messenger RNA, 3963 nt
Organism: Porites lobata
Lineage: Eukaryota; Metazoa; Cnidaria; Anthozoa; Scleractinia; Poritidae
Source: the annotation of a GenBank genome assembly